CUGUCUCUAUUUAUGCUUUCGUCGGUUCUUUUGGACAGGAUAAGAAUUAGAAAGUCUUUUUAGGGUUGCGAGAAACUGAGAUUUAAGGAGAUGGCGUUGCCUAAGGCUCAGGAGAUGGUUCAGUCAAAUUCCGUCAUGGUUUUCAGCAAGUCUUUUUGCCCCUUCUGCGUCAAUGUGAAAAAGCUUUUGGAUGAUUUGGGAGCCGCUUACAAAGCCAUUGAAUUGGACGCUGAAAGUGAUGGAAAGGAAAUUCAAGCAGCAUUGGCGGAGUGGACUGGACAGAAGACAGUGCCAAAUGUAUUCAUUGGCGGAAAACACAUUGGUGGCUGCGAUGCAACUACUAAUUUGCACAAGGAAGGGAAGCUGCUUCCUAUUCUAAAGGAAACUGGAGCUAUUGCAUCUUAAUACCAAAAGGAAUGCAGUUAAUUUGGUUAUGAAUUCUAGUAGUGAAGUAUUGUAUUGAAUGCAGUUAAUAUAAAUGAUCUUUUCUUUAAAAAUAAAAGAAGUUUGCAUAUCUAUGUUUGAGUCUAGUGGCCUUCGGCCUGUAACAGUAAUUACACUAGUAGCAGUUUCAUCAAUAACGAGCUGCAUAAUGUAAUAUUAAUCCCAUUUCAGACCUCAGAGCUAUAACUGAUGGUAUCCUGCUGAAAUAAAGCAAGGGAAGAAUAUUAUGAUUGGCU
This is a messenger RNA of Mangifera indica (mango), 680 nucleotides long. Its product is annotated as glutaredoxin-like. The record is from RefSeq and is a predicted model, not a curated record. Bases 91 to 405 code for a protein of 104 amino acids. Lineage: Eukaryota; Viridiplantae; Streptophyta; Magnoliopsida; Sapindales; Anacardiaceae. Gene Ontology annotation, molecular function: glutathione disulfide oxidoreductase activity. Gene Ontology annotation, cellular component: cytoplasm. The transcript has 3 exons. Gene Ontology annotation, biological process: cellular response to oxidative stress.